Molecule: messenger RNA, 1136 nt
Organism: Manihot esculenta (cassava)
Lineage: Eukaryota; Viridiplantae; Streptophyta; Magnoliopsida; Malpighiales; Euphorbiaceae
Product: probable amidase At4g34880
Exons: 6
Coding region: 1-1008 (335 amino acids)
Source: RefSeq, a predicted model, not a curated record
AUGCCGGUUGAAGAGAAGAAUGAUGUUGCUGUUUCUACUGGAGUGCAGAAGCUAUCAGGCGCAGUUGAGAAAUCUGGAAGCACACUAGCUUUAUUGGUGAGAGCAAAAGACAAAGGGUUCAGAGUUUUUGCACGUGUAUUCGGGUUGCCGGGGCUAAAGCCAACUGCUGGACUCACCAGCCGUGCUGGUGUCAUUCCAGUCUCUCCUCGCCAGGACACAAUUGGGCCAAUAUGCCGAACAGUGUCAGAUGCAGUUUAUGUGCUUGAUGCAAUUGUUGGUUUUGAUCCAAGAGAUCCUGAAGCAACAAUAGAAGCUGCUAAGUUUAUACCUAGAGGUGGCUAUAUACAGUUUUUAAGAGAUGAUGGGCUCAAAGAUAAGAGACUGGGAGUUGUGAGAUUUCCAGCUCCAUUCAAUGAUUCAACUGUUCUGUCUACCUUCAACAAUCAUUUGGAAGUCUUAAGGCAAGGAGGUGCAACUGUGUUGGAUAAUCUGCAAAUACCUAAUAUUGACAUAAUUAUGGAUCCCAAUCAAAGUGGCGAAGAAAUUGCACUGCUGACUGAGUUCAAGCUGUCAAUUAAUCAAUACCUUCAAGAACUUGUCAAAUCUCCAGUGAGAUCACUAGAAGACAUCAUCAGUUUCAAUGACAAUAAUCCUGAUCUGGAACACAUGAAACAGUACGGUCAGGAUCUCUUUAUUGCCUCAGAAAUGACAAAUGGGCUUGGAAAGGGAGAAAUCAAGGCAGUGAAGUUGAUGGAAAAACUGUCUGAACAAGGUUUUGAGAAAACAAUGAGGGAGUAUGAGUUAGAUGCUAUGGUGACAGUCGGUUGGACGGUUUCUACAGCUCUAGCCAUUGGAGGGUACCCUGCAAUUACUGUCCCAGCUGGCUAUGGAAGCAAUGAAAUGCCAUUUGGGAUCUGUUUUGGAGGAUUGAAAGGCAUGGAACCCAAGCUAAUCGAGAUUGCUUAUGCUUUUGAGCAGGCUACUUCGUCACGUAGACCUCCUUUUUAAUCUCAAUUGCACUUGUAUUUAUGAAAAUCUCUUCUGAAUUGUGGAAAGCUAGCUAGGUGUCAAUUAAUGUUACAGCAACUUUUUUUAAUGUAUGUUAUCAAAUUACAACAAUGAAAAGAAUUUCCAAA